This is a messenger RNA of Trypanosoma cruzi, 3153 nucleotides long. RefSeq names its product retrotransposon hot spot (RHS) protein, putative. The record is from RefSeq and is a predicted model, not a curated record. The coding region runs from base 1 to 3153 and encodes 1050 amino acids. The transcript has a single exon. Lineage: Eukaryota; Euglenozoa; Kinetoplastea; Trypanosomatida; Trypanosomatidae.
AUGUCUGGAAGGCCCGAGGAAGGACUUUACGGCAAUUUGGAGAGUCAAUCGUCCAAUGUCUCGCAGGGAGGUCGGAGGAGAACGAGGUCGGAAUUUGAGGGUGACACAGAUUACUCCUCUACGACUCGCAGAAGAUUGGAGGGAAUUUAUCGACCACAGUGGACCAUGAGCAGCACCGUGAAGGACAUUCUGCUGGAGGGAAGCACUAACAUGGCCGAAAUGAUGCUGAACGAUUUCCUUCGGAGCAACUUGGGCGGCAGAGGCGUUGUGGACACCAAUGAGAACGUCGCUAUGGAGAUGUUUGUGUUGAGACCCACGAUGUUUAUUAACGACAGUGAAAUAUUGGGCUUAAUAACGGCAUCGCCGUCAUACCAGGUGUACAAGCUUCAUCACGAGGGUGUGCACUUUCUCGAGCAAUGGAGGGACUAUGAAGGAAAGGAUACGGUCGCUCCUCUUGCAAGGGGAAAGCUAGACGGAGUUCUCACUCAGGUACUGAGAGGAGAAAGGCGGGAGGCAGAAGAAAGGGCAGUGCGGGAGGAACAAGUAGAACUUACCCUAACUAAUACGAUCGAAGAUGUAUUGUUUAAAGGAAGAGUUCGCGUCAUGGACGUAAAGCUGAAUGAUUUUCUUACGCUGGAAAUGGAAGGCAAAGGCAUUUUGGCUACCAAUCGGAAUGCCUUGUUGAGGGAGUUUUUCAAGGACCCCACGAGGCAUAUCCACGAUGCGGGAGUAUUGGGCGAAAUACAGGCAACAGAUGCUUAUGCGAGGAUGGAGGGGACUGUGAGGGAGGAAAUGGAUUUGGAAGAAGCUGUACGCAGGCUUCACCACGAGGGUGUGGACUUUCUUGAGCAAUGGAAGGACUAUGAAGGAAAGGAUACGGUCGCUCCUCUUGCAAGGGAAAAACUAAACAGAGUUCUCACUCAGGUACUGAGAGGAGAAAGGCGGGAGGCAGGAGAAAGGGCAGUGCGGGAAAAACAAGUAGGAUUUACCCUAACUAAUACGAUCGAAGAUGUACUGUUUAAAGGAAGAGUUCGCGUCAUGAAAAUAAAGAUGAACGAUUUUCUUACGCUGGAAAUGGAAGGCAAAGGCAUUUUGGCUACCAAUCGGAAUGCCUUGUUGAGGGAGUUUUUCAAGGACCCCACGAGGCAUAUCCACGAUGCGGGAGUAUUGGGCGAAAUACAGGCAACAGAUGCUUAUGCGAGGAUGGAGGGGACUGUGAGGGAGGAAAUGGAUUUGGAAGAAGCUGUACGCAGGCUUCACCACGAGGGUGUGGACUUUCUUGAGCAAUGGAGGGACUAUGAAGGAAAGGAUACGGUCAGUCCUCUUGCAAAGGGAACACUAGACGCUGCCCUCACUCAGGUGCAGAUAUCAACGUCCGUGGUUAAAUCAACGGUGCUGGAGGGAUAUUACGAGUCUGUGUACAAUGCGAGUUGGCACCAUGUCGUGGAAGUUCCUGACGGCGAGGGGACGGGAAUGGAGGUGAGGGAGGGGGAACCAGAACAGUCAUGGACCUACAGGGCAGUUGGCGACACCCGCGAAAGGAAUGACGGUGUGCAGCAAUCCGGUGCAGAGCGUCACAGACUGAUGGUGCUCACCUCGGACAAGGGAUGGCCGUAUUCUUGGAAGGGGAAUGAAUUUAUUCGUGACUGCCAUGUGAACUGUGAGGUGGAGCGAGCGUGGCAGAUCGUCAAGGGCGAUCUCACCGAGUGGUUCAGCAGUCAACGUGGGACCCACUUUAAGCCCAAGCAGCGUGUGUUGAUUGGGACGUCCGGGAUCGGGAAGUCGAUGAAUGCCGGCUCGUACCUCCUCUAUCAGCUGCUGCACUACGAUGCGGAGCAGCUCCCAAUGGUUGCGUACAGUUUUGGUGGAAGCACGAUGUACGUGUUUGACAAGAACACCAAAACGAUAUCAACAUACAAGGGUGACCCCAGGAUUGAUGAUUUUGUAAACAUUUCUUCUUUGCGUGGGGUGAAAGGGUAUUGUAUCUACGAUGCGACAUUGGCAUCUCGUCAACCGCCUGCCGGUUUGCCUUGCAAGGGAUGGGGCAUGAUUGUGGUGACACAACCAAACAAAAACGAAUAUGAACGGUGGACAAAAAAAAUGGACGCUACUGCAAUCGUAACGAAUUGUCCCGAAGAAAACGAUGUGAGGGCAAUGUGCAUUUGGAUGAAGCGCAAUUGGCCUCUGCAGGAGCAAGCGGAAUACUGGAAGGAGGUGAGGGGCCGCAUGAAUAACGUGGGACCAAUUCUCCGCUUCAUCUUUGGCAAACAGGCAUGUGAUGACCGCAUUAAAGCGUGUCAGCAGGCCGUGGGUGGGUCGACCGCCUCGGAAUUGGAGCGCAAUUUGGGUAUUGGCUGCUGUUACUCGUCCAAUGACAGUGACUUGUCUCGAAAGCUUGUGAGGGUUGUCCGAGUACGACGAGGAAACAGCAUUGAGUUGCCUCUGAAUGUACUGAUAUCUCCUCACCUCGAACGCGAAAUAUUGUCCGGGUUGGAGAAUGAAAUGAAGCAGUCCGAUUUUAUUUUUUUUGUUUUGAGGUUCUGGGAUUAUGUCCCACCAUAUCUUAUUGAAAAGUGUGCCGUAUCCGCAUUUUUGAAUGAGGAUUUCCUGCGUGCGAUAAGACUUAACAUCAAGGAACUGAGGCCACCAGGACGACGUGAGCCACACAGCUGUGCGCUGAAAGAGCACUCAGACACGAGCUUCACAAGAAAAGAGGUUCUACCGCCACCGGAACGCCUUUCCAAUCCGGUUGCUAUGGACCACUGGGUGCUGUACAAACCGUGGGCCACAAACUUUCCGCUGGUGGACGCCUUUUUCUUUGUGGACUCAAAUCCGAAGACGCUCGUUGGGCUGCGGAUGGCUACGGCGGGUGGGCACCGCACGACAACCAGCACUGUGAAUCAGUUCACUGAGCGCCUGGCGGCAUAUUUUAAUGCUUGGGAGGAAUCUUCCCGAGACAUGUCGUGGGAGAUGAUUUAUGUGCAGCACGCAGACAGCACGCCGAUGAAUGACUGGCAGGGAUGUGAUGUCGACAAUUCCAAUAAUGUGAGCCGCGCUGAAAACCGAGAGAUUGCGGCGUUCUGGGAGGAAGAGGUGCACCAGUACAUGGCAGCAAUAUCGUCGGACGAUGCCAGAAGGAACGAAGCUCUCUGA